UCUUUUAUUUUUCAAUUAAGAACACCGAUAAUACCGUGCUGACUCCGCGACAUCAUCGAAAACAUUAUUCGACCGGAUCCUUCGGCAGGAUACUCCGAAAAUGGACUGGCAACAGUUUUGUUUCUUUUUCCUGUCCUGCAUAAUCCUAAACGCAACCGCAGAGUCGUAUUAUAGCAUAGUAGCUCCAAAAAUAGUGAGACCAGAUUCAGAGUACCACGUAACCGUGAGUACAAACGGUGUGUCCACACCGUCGAAUAUUUAUGUUGAACUGAAUGCUACAUUCGAUAAUGGGGAGAAGUUCAAUUUGUCUCAAAUAGCGUUGGUUCAACCAUACUCAACGAGAAUUUUAAAAUUCGAGGUCGGAGAUAUUUUACCUGGGACAUACCACUUGACUGCGCGUGGUUUGUCAGGUAUACAAUUUUCAGACUCAAAGCCAGUAAACUAUGUCCUGAAAAGUUAUUCAGUUUUCAUACAAACUGACCGAGCUAUUUAUAAGCCGGGGAACAAGGUGAUGUUCAGAUGCAUCUUAUUGAAUUCCAGACUGAGACCUACUCUUGAAAGAUUAGUGUAUAUUCACAUUACGGAUGGGAACGAGAACAGAAUUAAACAAUGGAUCCGACCGCCCGUGACUCAUGGAAUCUUUAACGGUGAAAUAGAACUGUCCGAGUUUCCAGUUCUAGGUAUGUGGAAGAUCACGGCUAACGUCGGAGAUCAGAUAUUCGAGAAAGAAUUCGAAGUGGCUGAGUACAUUUUGCCUAACUUCGAAGUGACCAUCGAUGCUCCGAAGCAUUUCACUUUUAAGGACUCUAAAGUAACCGCGACUAUUAAUGCCAAGUAUACUUAUGGUAAGCCGGUGAAAGGAGAGGCGACGGUCACGGCUUACCCAGACAUUUUCUCUGAUGUUAUACAACCGAUAUACCAGCAGCCCGUGCGAAAAGUGAUUCCCAUCGACGGGAAGGCGAUCGUCGAUUUCGAUAUUCACGACGAAUUAGGACUGACCGAUGAAUACGAGAGACCAGUCAUGAUCGACGUUACGGUCGAAGAAUCUUUAACUGGUAGAAGACAAAAUACUUCAAUGCACGUCACGUUGCAUAAGCAUAGGUACACGAUGGAGCUGAUAAAAACGUCGGAAUACUAUAAACCCGGGCUGAAGUACACAGCGUUUAUAAAAGUAACGUAUCACGAUGGAACACCGGUUCGAGAUGACAAGAAUCCAGUCAUGAUAAAGUACGGAUAUGCCUACGUCUUUGAGAAUCAGUCUAUGUAUACGAACAUCAGCAGGAUGCUCGAUCAGAAUGGGAUGGUGAAAUUAGAUUUGUAUCCGCCGAAAACGAACGACAGUGCGUCGUAUCCUUUGAACAUCGAGGCUCAGUAUUUAAAUCUCUAUGAAUGGUUUGCGUCGACGAAUCAAGCAAUUUCCCAGAACAACGAAUACAUACAAGCUAUAUUAAAAACAGAGAGCCCUAUGGUAAAUCGUGACGUAGAGAUUGAAGUGAAUUCGACGACUCCAUUGAAAUACAUUAAUUAUGAGAUAUUUGGUCGUGGGGAUAUAUUAGAUGCUGGCUCUAUAUACGUGCAGAACAAGCACACUGCCAGUUUCAAAUUUUUAGCGACGUACGUUAUGGCUCCUACUGCACACGUGAUCGUGUAUUAUGUAGGGGACGAUGGUGAGAUCAUCGCAGAUGCUUUAGACGUAGAACUCGAAGGAGUACUUCAAAACUUCGUCGAUAUUAAACUGACGCCUGAAGAAGUGGCACCCGGAGAGAACGUGAAUUUACUGAUUACCUCGAAACCAAAUUCCUAUGUUGGAUUACUAGGCGUAGAUCAGAGAUCUAUACUAUUGAAAUCUGGCAACGACAUUUCAUACGAACAAGUAUAUAACGAAUUAAAGUCGUAUGACAACGUGCAAGAUUCGCCUUAUGCAAAUUCUAUUUUCGAUCGGUAUUUAUGGAGCCCUGGUUCAGCCACAGCAAACGACGUUUUCAGGGAGAGCGGUGCUAUCAUAAUGACGAACGGAUAUGUUCAUGAGAACUUCCCGAUUCAAAAACCGGGAAUACUGGAGGGUAGAAUAACAGGCUCACCUCAUGGGGCAUCCACACUUCGACCAGACCUUGGUCCGCCCGUUACGCACAAAAUAGCAACAAGACCACCAUUGGCAGGUCCUUAUGCCUUCUCUCGCAUCCCACCUCCCGUUUGGAAUAAGCCCCGUGUAUUUCUAAUGCAUGACAUCUUAAGCACCUGGCUUUUUACAAACUUCUCUUCAGGGUACGAGGGGAAGAAUGAACUGAAGAGGAAUGUACCCGAUUCGAUCACAUCGUGGGUACUUACUGCAUUUUCUGUGAACGAUGUUCACGGAUUCGGUCUCAUACAGGAGCCAAGAAAGUUGAAAGUUUUUCGACCGUUCUUUAUCUCUAUGGAUCUCCCUUAUUCUGUGAUACGAGGAGAAAUCGUCGCGAUACAAAUUGUAGUAUUUAACUACAUGAACAAGAACGUUAUGGCUGAGGUUUUAUUAACGAACGAGGGCAAAUUCGACUUCGCGGAAAUGUCUAAUGAAGUUCACGAUGCGCCGAAAUUGGAACUGUAUCGGAAAAAGAAGAUAGAAGUGAAAGCUAAUUCCGGGAGCAGCGUAUCCUUCAUGAUUGUACCAAGAGAACUGGGAUACAUUACGAUUAAAGCCACUGCGAAUAGCAUAUUAGCUGGUGACAGCGUCGAAAGCAAGCUGCUGGUCAAGGCCGAAGGAGACACGCAAUACAUAAACAGAGCUAUGUUCUUGGAUCUCAGAAGCACGAGGAGCACAUCGACCAAUAUCACAAUUGAUAUACCUAAGAACGCUGUACCAGGUUCAGAGCAUAUUGAAAUCUCUGCAGUAGGCGAUAUUUUGGGCCCAAGCAUUUUGAACAUAGCCAAUUUGAUUAAAAUGCCAUCGGGUUGCGGAGAACAGAAUAUGUUGAACUUCGUUCCAAAUAUAAUGAUAUUAAAUUAUCUCAAGAACACGAAUCAAUUGACGCAAGCGAUACAAGGGAAAGCUCUUCGAUACAUGGAGAUAGGAUAUCAAAGGGAGUUAACGUAUAGACACGACGAUGGAUCCUUCAGUGCAUUCGGCAAGUCGGACAGCAACGGAUGCACGUGGCUGACUGCCUUCGUGGCGAAAGCCUUUAAACAAGCUGCCGCGUACAUUGCAAUUGAAGACAGGAUAAUAGACGAAGCUCUGCAAUGGUUGUCUAACAAUCAAGCUCCAAACGGAAGCUUCCCUGAAGUGGGAAGGGUCAGUCAUCGGGACAUGCAAGGAGGAGCAGCAAAAGGACUUGCACUCACGGCAUUCACUCUGAUCGCUUUUCUGGAAAAUGCAGAUUCUAGCGAGAAGUACAGAAACACGAUAAACAAAGGAAUCGAUUACAUCGUCCGUAAUAUGAACGAUCUGGAUGAUGUCUAUGCUCUGAGCAUAUGCACAUACGCCUUGAAUCUGGCGAAACAUCCGUACGAGAGUACUGCAUUUAAUUUACUAGAAGCUAAAGCCAUGACGAAGGGAGAUAUUAAAUGGUGGAGUAAGCCUAUACCAGCGGACGAUAAAAAUCCGUGGUACCAUUCUGUGCCCCGGCCCGUCGACGUCGAAAUGACGUCCUACGCUUUGUUGACUUAUCUAAGACGUAAUCUGGUGACCGACUCUUUACCGGUAAUGAAAUGGCUCGUGAAACAGCGAAAUGCCGAAGGAGGAUUUGCUUCCACGCAGGACACGGUGAUUGGAAUACAAGCUUUAGCGAAUUUAGGUGAAAAGCUGGCAAUAAAAAAUAACGCCGUUUCGAUAACGUUCAUGUACGAAGGAGGAGGACAGACUCAAAUGAACAUAAAUCCCGAUAAUUCAAUGAUACUCCAAAAACAAAUGUUACCAAGGAAAGCGCGUUUAGUUAAUAUAACAGCUACCGGGAACGGGUUCGCUUUGGUCCAAGUCUCGUUCCAAUACAAUUUAAAUGUAACCGGAGCGUGGCCGCUCUUCACGUUGGACCCUCAAGUAGAUAAAAAUUCAAACGCGAAUCACUUGCAGCUUUCGAUUUGCUCUGGAUUUGUUCCAACCAAAGAAGCAAAUCAGAGUAAUAUGGUAGUAAUGGAGGUCAGCUUGCCAUCAGGUUUCACAGUAGAUAGGGAAUCGUUACCUAGUCUCGAAGUAUCGCAAAACGUGAAACGAGUAGAGACUAAAAACGGGGACACAGUGGUGGUGUUAUAUUUCGAUGAGAUGAACAGACAAGAAUACUGCCCUACGGUCUCUGCGUACAGAACGCACAAAGUGGCGAAACAAAAACCAGUACCAGUUACCAUAUACGAUUACUAUGAUUCGUCAAGGAGAGCGAGAGUGUUUUACGAGCCACGGAAAGCCACACUGUGCGACAUAUGCGAAGACGAGGAUUGCGAAAAUCUAUGCGUCUCGCAGCCCGACAAACAGAAAGAUCUUCAACAAUCUGCUGCCUCGUAUUCGUCGACUUCCGUCUACGUACAAACCUUAUUUACUUUAUUUUACAUUAUAUACGUCGGAUUCUUGUAACCGCAGAUCGUUCCGCGAAUUCUUAUGUAAACUAUUACCCGUAUAAAGUACAAUGAUAAAAGUUUUGUAUAAAAAGAGAUAACUUGCAACCAAAGUGUAUCGCGCGCAAGGAUCACGUACUAUUUUCAUACGGAGUCAAUCUAGUUGAGCGAUUGUUAAACUUCGACUAAUAUUCAACUGUUUCAUACGUCGACAAUAAUUAUUGAAACUUAUUAAUUGUUAUGUUAAGCAACUUUACUAAAUAGGACAGAAAACUUGUCGAAUUAUUAAAUCGGUUCAUCGUAUUCUUGUGUAUGCACCGACAUCUUUUAUGUUAUAACAAAUAUACCUUCUUGUUAUUGAUAGCA
Ceratina calcarata is the source of this 4884-nucleotide messenger RNA. Its product is annotated as CD109 antigen. Gene Ontology annotation, cellular component: extracellular region. Lineage: Eukaryota; Metazoa; Arthropoda; Insecta; Hymenoptera; Apidae. The coding region runs from base 101 to 4537 and encodes 1478 amino acids. The transcript is spliced from 27 exons. The record is from RefSeq and is a predicted model, not a curated record. Gene Ontology annotation, molecular function: endopeptidase inhibitor activity.